AUGGACGGCGACGAGCUGAUUGCCUCGGUCUACCGCAAGAUCGAGCGGGAGAAGGCCCUCAUCGCCGCCGCUAGUAACAUGCGGCAAUCCACCGACAACCCCCUCGUGCAACAACGGGUCGACGCCAACAUCCGCGAUGGCCGCAAGAACAUCGCCUACCUUGAGGAGAAGAUGCAAGAGCUGCAGAUUCGUCAAAUGGAGCGGGAAGGUGGUGGUUCACCCAACAACUCGCGUCACCAGCAAGCCGGAGGACCCGCGCCUCCCCCCAAAGACUACCACGGAUACUUGGGUGGUGAGGGCGAUGCGCACUAUCCUCAGGGCGGCGCGGGGUCGAUGCCUUCGGGCGCCCCGUUCACUGACCCCCGCCCGUAUGCCCCGAUCCCCAAGGCGCGGCCAAACUACACAAAGCUCGAUCUCAUCAAAUAUGACACCCCGUAUCUCGGCCCGAAGAUCCAGCUCAUGCUGUCCCAACUUGAGUUCAAGCUCAGCGUGGAGAAACAAUACAAGGCCGGUAUCGAGAAGAUGGUCCGCUUGUACCAGGACGAGGGCGACCGGAAGAGCCGUGCCGAUGCCGAAGGCCGUCGCAUUGAGAGUAACCAGAAGAUCCAGCUGCUGAAGCAGGCUCUGAAGCGAUAUGAGGAUCUCCAUGUGGAUAUUGAGUCUUCUGAUGCUGCAGACGACGAGUCGCUCAGCAGCCCCAACAUGCGCAAACCGUUGACCGGUCUUCUGACGAUGCGAAUUCAUGCCGUUAAAGAUGUCGAUCAUGCCACCAGCUCCCGGUUCUCGCGCGGCCCCGAGACAUUUGUCAUCGUCAAGGUGGAAGACGCGAUCAAAGCCAGGACAAAGGCGACUCGAAAUGAUAAGUGGCUGGACGAGUCGUUCUCGAUUGACAUCGACAAGGCGAACGAGAUUGAGCUUACCGUUUACGACAAGUCCGGAGACCGCCCGACCCCUAUUGGUAUGCUAUGGGUGCGCAUCUCCGAUAUUGCCGAGGAGAUGCGUCGCAAGAAGAUCGAGACGGAGUUAAACGCUUCUGGAUGGGUUUCGGCGGACAAGAUGGACGGCUCGGGCACUCCCCGAUCGGAUCACCAUCCGGGUUCUCCUAUGGGCUCCUCCCACGGUGGGGGUGCCAGCGUCAGUGGAAUGGCUCCUCAUGGCGGACAGUCACAUGGAGAAAAUCCGAAUGUGCCCCCAACAGUGAUGAUCGAUUCAUGGUUUGCUUUGGAGCCAUUCGGCCGCAUUCAACUUCAGAUGAGUUUCGCCAAGCAACUGAAGGACCGCCGUCCCUUCGACAUCGGUCUCAACCGACAGGGUGCCGUGCGCCAGAAGAAGGAAGAGGUCCACGAGAAGCAGGGCCACAAGUUUGUCACCCAGCAGUUCUACAAUAUUAUGCGCUGUGCGCUGUGUGGAGAGUUUCUCAAGUACGCUGCGGGUAUGCAGUGUGCGGAUUGCAAAUAUACCUGCCACCGCAAAUGCUACCCGAAGGUUGUCACCAAGUGUAUUAGCAAGGCCAACUACGAAACCGACCCCGACGAGGAGAAGAUCAACCACCGGAUUCCCCACCGUUUCGAGGGCUUCUCCAACCUUUCUGCCAAUUGGUGCUGCCACUGUGGUUACCUGCUUCCUUUUGGACGCAAGAACGCCAAGCGAUGUACCGAAUGUGCGCUUACCUGCCACGCUCAGUGCACGCAUCUUGUGCCUGAUUUCUGCGGCAUGUCGAUGGAGGCAGCCAACCAGAUCCUCGACACCCUGAUUCGCGCAAAGAAUCACAACAAAUCUACCUCUGUCAGUUCUGGUCUCAGCGGCCGUACCCUUCGACCGAGCGGUCCACCGCACCCCCCUCAUGACAAUGCCGCCCUUUCAUAUCCCCAAAAACCCACCGAUGGCCCUUAUGGGGCCCUUCCCAGACUGCCAUCAGCCGAAGCGGUCAGCGCUGCGACUAACUCCUACAUGACACCACAGUCACCAAUAGCUGCUACACAAGCUGCUCGUCAACCACUGCCACCGAAAUCGCCCUCCGUUGUGUCCCCUGCACAGGCCGCGGCGACUGCUGCGACUGGGCUACGUAGCCCUGUCCAGACACCGACAACAACAACCUCCUCCGCAUGCGCACUAUGA
Penicillium canariense is the source of this 2118-nucleotide messenger RNA. RefSeq names its product protein kinase c (gene pkcA). Gene Ontology annotation, molecular function: diacylglycerol-dependent serine/threonine kinase activity; ATP binding. Lineage: Eukaryota; Fungi; Ascomycota; Eurotiomycetes; Eurotiales; Aspergillaceae. The record is from RefSeq and is a predicted model, not a curated record. The transcript has 6 exons. Gene Ontology annotation, biological process: protein phosphorylation; fungal-type cell wall biogenesis; signal transduction. Bases 1 to 2118 code for a protein of 705 amino acids.